This is a messenger RNA of Pediculus humanus corporis (human body louse), 2382 nucleotides long. RefSeq names its product embryonic polarity dorsal, putative. Gene Ontology annotation, cellular component: cytoplasm. Gene Ontology annotation, molecular function: DNA binding; DNA-binding transcription factor activity. Lineage: Eukaryota; Metazoa; Arthropoda; Insecta; Psocodea; Pediculidae. The transcript is spliced from 5 exons. Gene Ontology annotation, biological process: non-canonical NF-kappaB signal transduction; regulation of DNA-templated transcription; innate immune response. The coding region runs from base 1 to 2382 and encodes 793 amino acids. The record is from RefSeq and is a predicted model, not a curated record.
AUGGAUGCCGAAAGGUCUUCGGGUGUCAAUAUAAGUGAUGUCAUCGAAGUUAUAGAAACGGACGAAAUGUAUGCUGGAGCAUUACCUAACAACGGGGAGCCAGAUUCGAGGAGGCCCAGAGCCUACGUUAAAAUAAUCGAGCAACCUGCUUCGAAAGCAUUGAGAUUUCGCUACGAAUGUGAGGGCAGGUCAGCAGGUAGCAUACCAGGAGUCAAUUCCACGCCGGAAAACAAAACAUACCCCGGAAUACAGAUCGUCGGCCACAACGGUCGAGCAGUGGUGGUAGUUUCCUGUGUCACCAAAGAUGCUCCCUACAGACCUCAUCCCCAUAAUUUAGUUGGGAAAGAAGGUUGCAGCAGAGGCGUUUGCACGCUCAAAAUGAAUAGUGAUACGAUAACGUUUUCUAAUUUAGGUAUCCAAUGUGUUAAAAAAAAAGAUAUAGAAGAAGCACUUAAAGUUAGAGAAGAAAUUCGAGUUGAUCCGUUUAGAACUGGUUUCUCACAUAAGGUUCAACCAAGCAGUAUAGAUCUUAACAGCGUUCGGUUGUGUUUUCAAGUGUUUCUCGAAGGUCCUAAAAAAGAGGAAUUUACAAUACCUUUACGCCCAAUCGUCUCCGAUCCUAUUUAUGACAAAAAAGCCAUGUCAGACUUAACAAUAUGUAAAUUAAGCGAUUGCUCAGCAUCGGUAGCUGGGGGAAAGGAAAUAAUUUUACUAUGUGAAAAAGUUGCUAAAGAAGAUAUUCAAAUUCGGUUUUACGAAGAGCGUGACGGAGAUCUAUUUUGGGAAGGUUUAGGUGAUUUCCAACCCACGCAGGUUCAUAAACAAGUAGCUAUUUCAUUUCGGACUCCCAAGUACAAAAAUAUUGACGUUGAAAAACCGGUUAAAGUGUGGGUUCAGCUGAGGAGGCCAUCCGAUGGAGCUGUUAGUGAAAGCGUACCUUUUCAAUUUAUACCUUUAGACUCAGGUAGGGCUACAUUUUGGUCGUUGAAACGGGUUUUAUCUAAAAAAGGGGAUUAUAACACUUUCUCGAAAAUUUUAAACGAAAAUGCUCCUCUCACGCCCGAAACGCAAAAACGAAAAUUCGAGUCUCUAACGGCAAAUUCCGUUUGCGAGGGUAAGAAACCCCUGCUUGAAAGGCCGGAUUUUGGAAAUAGAAAAGACUCGCUUAUUUCGGGAGGUAGUUUAGUCGUCGUACCAAAUCAGGACAAUUCGACGAUGGAUUCGAAAACCGUGGCGAAGACGCAAAAUUUGGAACGAUUAGAACAAGAAAAUCCACGAAAUAAUUUCAUUAAUGACAAGGAAAGUAUGAGAACUGGAAACAAUCAAUCAAUACACGAAAGCAAUAAAAGACCUGACGAGGUUUACAAUUCAAAUGUGGAGGAUCGAUUCAGUCAAAAUGAAAUAAAAGGAAUUCAAAACAAUUCCGAACCUAACGACAAUUCGCAGUCGUUUAACGAUCUGAUCACUCAAGUGGCCGAACUCGAUGAAAUAUACGCUGAAACCCGGGAAAAAUUAAUUUUAUCUCAUCCCGAACUGGAUAAUCAUUUGGAAAAUAUGUCCGUCGACUGUCGGGACUCUUUUAGGGAUAAUCAAACGUACACUAGCUUGCAACUCGCCAUGAAAAAUCCGAUCGAAUCGAUGGAAAGCAGAUGCUACGAAGAUGUGCCUGUCAUACAAGGUCCAUUAAUCAACAUUAACGAAAACAAAUUGAUGAGUAAAAUGAGUUCGAUGGAGGAAAAAUUACCGCCGUUGCCACCGAAGAGGGUUAAAAAAACGCCACCCAGGCGACCGGACGACAGUCCUCUCCAUAAGGAUUUGCCCAAAACCCCGGAAUCGACAAAAACGAAACAAAAUUUAUUUCAAAAAUUAUUUUCUUCUAAAAAUAAAGUUCCUAACAGUGUUAAAAUGAAAACGAGUCAAAGUUCGGAAUCUCUUAAAAGCGCGGAUCACAAACCCGCGAGUCCGAACACUCUCAACACCUCCAAGAGUAGUUUAAACGUAGGAGAAAAUAAAACCGCGAACGAAAAGUCGUUAAAUAAAUGGUUUCACCAAAGUUUGGAAAAUCAACCGAACAAAGAUGGAUUUGCGGUGUCGUCUCCGGACGACCUAACCGCGAAAACCGAAAAGGAUCAGGUAGAAAAGGAAAGCGAAGGUUACCUAUUGACUCGAGACGAUUUAGAAUUAGGCAUGGAUUUGACGGAAGCGGAAAAUUACGCACUGUACACUUCCAUAGCCCCCCACGCGUCCAUGACGGAACUCGACGAAAUAUCUUUUUACUACAGUCCCGUGGAAAAGGGUAAAAUUUUAACGGGAAACGAUUUUAACAACAAAUUAAAAGAUAUAGAAAUGAAAACCGUUACGAGACCUCAAAACGUCACUUAG